AUGUUGAGUGGUCUAGACGAUUUUGCAACCGCUGCCGGCCAGGCAUAUGCUGUGUUAGAGACGAUAAUAAACGAUCUACCAAAGUCAUCAACUUCUAAACAAUCAUUAAAGAAGGAUCUUGAAGCAGCGAAAUUGUACCUGAAAACUAAGUACUAUAGCGACUGUGGUGAACAAAGUCACUGCAUCACUCACUGUACUACGUAUGGUCUGAGUCAAAAAGGUUCCAAAGAUUACGCAUCAACAAAGGACCACAAACAUGAUCAAAAGUGUCAGGAUUGCACAAAAUUAGCUCAAUUAUUUGACGACAUCGCCGUCAGCAUUGAUUCUGUGAACGAUCGAGAGGCAAAAGGUGAAUUGUUGUACGACUUUAAAUGUUCGAGAGAUGCCAUAAUAGAGCAAAUGAGACACUUAAACCGAAGUGCCCAACAAAAUUUGACACAACGAAGAGAUAUCAAAAAUAUGGAUAAAAAAACUUCCUAUGCAGUAGUCGAUUGGAUGCAGAAGGAGCUUCUCUGUGAAUAUCGAGAUUUCACAGAAAAAUACUAUGGUAAACGUGGAAUGAGCGGUUUGGUCAAUAGUUUUACAGUGAAAGAAACAAACAAACAGGGAGCUUUACACAUGGCUGCAGGCUUCCACAGCAAUACCGGUGAUAAUAAGAAACUCAGUACGUAUCAUCAGGCAAAGUUACAACUCUACGAUCGCGUACAACAACAACAGUUACCGCAAACUACUACACAGUCGAUGUUGAGCAGAAAUUCCCCCACAAAAGCAGCUGAUUCACCAUCAUCUUCAACAACAUGUAUGAAAUCACCUGUACAUAUGCAAUACUUCAAAGAAAAGGAAACCGAGGCAGCUGCAGAUACAGAAAAGACUACAUCAAUUGCAAGAUGUCGGUCUCGUAAAAGAACAUUCAGAACUGCAUCAGAUGUUUUCAGUGGUGACGAGAAUGAGGGACAGCAAGAUAAUUUACCAAAAAAAGUUAGAUCCGUCGAAGCUCUGCGACCUCGACCAAGUCGUUACGUUACGUCGGUUUUUGAUAACGAAAUGGACACGCAGAAUGAAGAUGCGACCUCACCACCACCAUCCGUAGCUCAAGAUUCAGCAAUUGGCAUCUCGUUGAGAACCACAAGGCAAACAACAGCUGCUGGAACAAAUUAUCCUGUCACUACUAUAAGUAACAGUCAGAUGUUUGAGGAGGAGGAAGAUGAAACAGACGAAGAGGAUGAACGUGCAGUUCAACGAGCCAAUGAGAUUGUGAAAACAAGAAGGAAACUGUUAAGUGAACCACCAAAGAGUAAAAGAAACCAGAGUUGGAACCGGGCCGGCAGACCGGCCGGUCAGCGGCCGGCUCGGGCGGGUGCCGAUCUGGUGUAA
Molecule: messenger RNA, 1374 nt
Organism: Didymodactylos carnosus
Lineage: Eukaryota; Metazoa; Rotifera; Eurotatoria; Philodinida; Philodinidae
Source: the annotation of a GenBank genome assembly